UCGGAAGCUGUAGUCAAGGGAAUAAAAGAGAUUUUCUGUUGUUAGAUGAAAUUUACCUCCCAGACUUAUUGUGCAAAUUGAGGUAACCUGAGCGUGAAUAGCGUCGUAGACUUGCUCAGUAAAUGUUCAUUGCCUCCUACUGUUAAGAGCUGUAAAGAUGUCUGACAAAAAACGUAUCAUUGCCAAGGCUUCCCUGAUUGAGCAGCUGGUGGCUAAAAGGUAUUUUGAGGAUAUUGGCAAACAUCUGACUGAACUUGAAAUGAUAUAUGUGUCUAAGGAACAUCUCCAGGAAACAGAGUUAGUCAGAGCUGUAUACAGAGUCCUCAAAAACUGCCCCUCCAGGGCUUUGAAAAGGAAGGCCAAGUGUCUGCUGGCAAAGUGGAGAACUUUCUAUAAGAGUACACACCUCAAAACAAAGGAAAGCCUUAAAUUAUUCCCUUCUAAUGUUAAUGAAGAAAAACAUGCAGAAGUUUCUCAGGAGGUGAGCCAGGAUGGGGCAUCAGGUUUUAGUUAUGAUGAGAUAGCAGGUCUCUGCAGUUCUCUCUCUAGGCUGGCAUCUCAAGAUGCUGAAAAAAAGCACGCUGCAGCAAUUGAGUCUGAAAGUAGCACCACUCAAAUGGAAAUUAAUGAAGAAUAUUUGGGGGAUGUUAACCCUGAAUCUACUAGCAAGAGCUCAAGUGUGUUACAAGAUCCCCUAGUGUCUCUUAGAUCUAAAUGCGUAGAGCUUCUUUACACAGCGUUAGCUCGUUUUUCCACAAAUGGCAUGAAAACUCAUUUGUGGCAGAGAUUUGCAAGAGAAAUUGAAGAGUACAUUUUUACCCUUUAUUCAAGCAACAUCAAAAAAUGCAAAACUUGUAUUCGAAGCAAAGUUGCCAAUUUGAACAACCCCAGGAACUCUCAUUUACAACAAAGCCUGCUGUCUGGAACCAUGUCUACAAGAGAAUUUGCUGAAAUGACUGUCCUGGACAUGGCAAAUGAGGAACUGAAGCAGUUGAGAGCUUUCUACACAGAAGCCAGUAUUCAGGAACAUCACCUUCCCCACACAGUUGACGGCACACAGACAGAUAAAAUAAAGUGCAAGCGCUGUGAGGAAUACAACUGCAAGGUCACUUUAAUUGCCAGAGGAACACUUUUCCUUCCAGUUUGGGUGCAGAAUUCAAACCCAGAUGAACAAAUGACCUAUGUCAUUUGUAAUGAAUGUGGGGAACAGUGGUACCAUAACAACUGGGUGUGCUUGUAAUUUGUAUAUAAUCCCUUCAGGGUCAUAUGUUUUACAUGUAUAACCCUUUUGUGCCCAUUUUUUAUAGAAUCUUACCGUUAUUUUUUUGUCUGGGAUUUUGGUUUGUGAAUGAGCUCACUAUGUAGCCAAAGCUGGCCUCGGUCUCUUGAGUGCUGGAAUAUUAAGUGUACGCUGUCACACCUGGCUGGGUAUACUGUUCUACUCCAGUUCUUGGAACAAGGAACCAGAGUUGUUUGCCAAAGUUAAGGUCAUUGUUGCUAAAAGUUGUUUUGGAAGAGUAGAAGACUAUCACUCUGUACUUUGUGGCCAUUUAUAGAGUGGCAAUGUAGUACCACAUGGCCUAAGAACAUGCUAGAGGGACAGACUCUGACCCUAUACUCCUUUGAAUCCUGAUCUGCAUCUUGGCAGAAUCCCCAGAUCAUCCUCUGAGAUACCUUGAGAAGCACUGAUAUUGCUACAGGCCUGUGGCUCUCAGGAGUGACUAUACAUUGGAGUUUACUGGAGAGCAUUAAAAGUAUACAGGUGCCAAGGGUCAAGCCUAGAAUAAUUCAGUCUGAACCUAUGGCAUGGGACCCAGGCAUCAACAUUGCUCUGGUUAUUUCUCAGUUUAAGUUGCAGUUAGAGUUGAGAACUGCAUGUAAAUAGUCUCAUUUGAACCUUUCUAUAGUUCUGAAGAAAUGAAUGUUAUUCUGGAGAUAUUACAGAUGAGGAAAGAGGCCCACAGAGCCUCAGUGACUUAACCAGGUUACAUAACUAUAGGUAGUCUGCCUCAUAUUUUUCAGCUUCCUUAUGACGCAAGUGUGAUGGCUGUAAUCCAAAUGCUAGGGAGGAUGAAGCAGGAGGAUUUAAAUGAGUUCAGGGGCAGUUUAGAUUUUAAAGUCCCUGUCUCAAAAAAUAUUAAAAAGGCACUGUGGUGAUUCAAGUUUGUAAUCUUAGCACUGCGAAUGCUAAGGCAGAAAC
Messenger RNA from Microtus oregoni (creeping vole), 2200 nucleotides. RefSeq names its product transcription elongation factor A N-terminal and central domain containing (gene Tceanc). Lineage: Eukaryota; Metazoa; Chordata; Mammalia; Rodentia; Cricetidae. The record is from RefSeq and is a predicted model, not a curated record. Bases 158 to 1240 code for a protein of 360 amino acids. Gene Ontology annotation, biological process: DNA-templated transcription. Gene Ontology annotation, cellular component: nucleus. The transcript is spliced from 3 exons.